GCACUCAGGUACACGAACGACCUCGAAUGGUGGUGGCUAAAGGAGGCACCUGCAGCCACAAGAGAAGCGUACCCUAUAGGCCCCGACAACACCUUUCGGUAUCCUGGGCGCCCUCAAGUGUCGGUGGAGACGCUAAGGGAUACUAUGGGUUCCCAACCCUCGCAGAAGGCGACCCCCAAGUCUUGCCAGUUCAGUAUCAGCGUGAGGCUUGCCACCUUCAACGCCAAGACAGGCAGGGACGCGGAGGCCACGGCGGCAAGGCGCGCCAAAACGUCGGGAGAGGUUCUCAGGCUGCAGUUUGCUCAAGAGCAGUGCCACAUCAUUGGGGUGCAGGAGGCGAGGAAUCCGUCGGGGGAGAGGUGUUCUGCUGGAUACUUUGUGCUUUCCUCGGGAUCCGAUGGUGGCAAGAACUUGGGUGUCGAGCUUUGGGUCUCACUGCACCUACCCUACGGGCGACGUGGGGGCGAGGAGCUUUUCUUUGAGCAGAAACAUUUUAGACCGUUGUACGCUACCCAGAGGCACCUGGUGGUUGGCUGUUGUGCCCCACUCUUUAGGAAGGUCAUCCUGGUUGCCCAUGCGCUGCACAACGGAGACGAGUAUACCUCGCAGCAGAGGAAACAGUGGUGGCGGGACCUCAUUGGGAUCUGCCAUAAAUGGAAAGUACAGUUGGCCUUCCUGGACGCGAAUGCCAGGCUCGGCAGCAUUGUGUCUGAGGCAGUGGGCAGCGAAGGAUUCAGGCAAGAUGAGGACGAAUCGGGCGGGCUGCUUCAUGACAUGCUCUUGGAGACGGGCUUAGCUGCGGCUAACACGCUAGUCCCCUCUCUCAGCAAGGACUCGUACACGUUUGUCUCGACGAAGUCUGAAACACCACACAGAAUAGACUACAUUGCGGUUGAGCAGGACAUGAUUCCCGCAUUGGGGCAACAUCAAGUACGAUAUGAUAUUGAUUCCUUUUGCACUGGCAAGGAUCAUUAUCCUGUCUUCAUGCGCUUCGAGUCCCAGGGCUCCACCAAAGCAGCGCAACAACAGAGCGGCUACGACGCUAGGGGCACCCAGGACCCUGAUAAGGCAGCAGCCUUCAGGAUGCACCUGGCAGCGUUUCCCACGGUACCUCACCAGGUCGACAUGAAUCAGCACUUGCACGACAUUAUUCAAUGCAUGUUCGUUGGUGCACAAGCUUGCUUCCCUAAGCCCGCACGUACUCCGAUCAGGCCAUAUGUCUCAGAGGCUCUUCUGGGCAUUAUCAUCUUCAGAAGGCAAGUACGGCAGGCGUGGCGUCUCUGGGGUAAGCAGGACUCUAAUGGGCUCAGGAGGCUGGUCGCCGCGGCGCUGGAGGCGGGGGCCCCCCAGAACAUCACCGAUCUCGAGCUGGACCUCCUGGUCUCUGGGCUUUUCCAGGCUUUCGCUGAGUGGGAUAAGCAGAUCUUGGCGGCAAGCGAGCUAGCCGCACACAUGCUUGAGUUCCUGGUCAAGUCGAAGCCGGCCCUGAGAAGGGCCUUGAAGCUCUCGCGCAAUGAACUGCUAGACGACCUUGCGCAGCAGUUGUGCAACGCUAGGUCCUCAAACGAGAGUAGAGUGGAGUGGAGAGUGCUGUACCAGCUGCAAAGGUUUGGGGGAAAGCGCUCCAAGUUCCAAGUCGACGGGCUUAGGAUACGACGAGGUUCUCAGGGCGAGGUUCUUGCCACAUCUGGAGAUCUCUCGGAGGCCCUCACUGAUUAUUUCACUGUGAUUGAGAAUGGGCAGGCACUCAGCUGGGAAGAACUGGUUGAGAGAUACAACUCCCUCCCUGAGCUGGGAAAUGUGUAUCCCAGGGAGUUGGACAUGAUCACCCCCUUCCGCAGGCUUAAGCACGACAUCAUGAAGGCAGCCAAGAGGAGAGGUGCUGGGCCUGACGGGCUAAGCAAUGAUCUUUUCCAGAUCGCUCCGCAAGAAUGCACGCAGAUAUUGCUGCCGUUGUUCGUGAAAGUUGACAUGGCGUCCAGGGAGCCCCUGCUGUUCAAAGGAGGUUGGCAAUGUGAUCUACACAAAUCUGGGUCCCCCGAACCCCUGGAGCACUACAGAGGCAUCCUGCUGGGAUGCCACACGGCGAAGUUGCACCAUGCCUUCCUCAGGAGUAAACUUCUAGAGGCAACGAUGAACAUGCUGUCGGUGGUCCAGCAGGGAGCUCUCCCUCAGCGAGGCACUGACAUUGCAUCCUUGCAUCUUCGGUCGGCCAUGUUGGCUGCCAAGGCUAGGAAGCGCACAUACUUGUCGCUGUACACCGAUCUAAAGGCGGCAUUCUACUCGGUCAUCCGAGGGUUCGUUGCCAGAAUGGCCCAGAGCAGUGAGGACAUCCAGAGCACGCUUACGGGCUUGGAGAUACCUAGUUGUCUGGAGCCCCUGUGCCAUGCCCUAGUCGCCAAGCCUGGAGCCCUAGACGGACUGAGAAGUAAGCACCUUCUGGAAGCAGUGGUUGACGUGAUGGAAUGCAACUGGUUCCAAGUGCGGGGGAGUACCAGGGUCGUCUCCCCCCGCCUUGGUACGAGGCCAGGCAUGCCACUAGCAGACCUCCUGUUCAUCAUAGCCUUCGACCCAAUCAUCAUCGCGGUCAACAGUAGAUUAGCAUCCCUGGGAUAUCUUCAGAGGACUAAGGAUGUGGUCCCGUCUCAGAGGAUUUUCAGAGGACGUGAUCACGCACAUGUAGAAGAAGACGUAUGGGAUCCUGCCUUCAUGGAUGACCUCGUCAACGGCAUCGAGCUGUUAGACGCUAGGCUCUGGAAGGAGGCGGCCAUCGCCCUCGUCACGAUCAUGUACGAAGAAACCAAGUCUAGGGGGUUCACCAUGAACUGGACGGCGGGCAAGACGGAGCUCAUGGCCUUCUUCAGUGGCACAGGUGACAUCCAGGACAGAGCGGAGAAGUCCAGUGCCAUGGUGGGCAUGAAUGUUUUUGUUUUGUCUAUUAAUAUUCGCGAGCGUUUUCAGGACUCCACUGGGGGACUCCAUAAGGAGCUAUCGCUCAUUAGUGAUCUCAUUCUUGCUGGGCGUGUCAUUAGACUCGUGGCGGAUUUCUUCCUUUCCUCGUGGGACCCCACCCCCCGCUGCAAAGUCAAGGGCGGUGAGUGCAGGCCUUUAAGGAGUUGCGAUGAGCCUUGGGGAAUUUCUGCCAGGUCGCCCUCGGAAUGGAAGCAGCUGGAGCUCGACAAUGCCGGUUUGAGGGCGGCACUGACGCUCGCGCUGUGCGCGGCGUCCUCGGGCCUAGCGGUGUUGCUCUUUCUAAACCCACCUGCUCCGCAAGCCAAUCUUCCCUGCAUGUGGAAGGUCCCCGAGGUCAGGUUCCUAUGUUCUCUGCAAGAUACGUCCCCGACGGUCACGUCGAGAUGUGAGCCCAUGGGGGACCGUCAGUGCCUGUGCAUGAAUGCCAUGCCGAUCAUGGCCCCUACUGACAGCAGCCAGAUCGAAGUCUACGCAGCUGCUGUCAUCACGCAG
This is a messenger RNA of Prorocentrum cordatum, 3465 nucleotides long. The record is from the annotation of a GenBank genome assembly. Lineage: Eukaryota; Dinophyceae; Prorocentrales; Prorocentraceae.